Molecule: messenger RNA, 1410 nt
Organism: Lobosporangium transversale
Lineage: Eukaryota; Fungi; Mortierellomycota; Mortierellomycetes; Mortierellales; Mortierellaceae
Exons: 6
Coding region: 482-1192 (236 amino acids)
Biological process (GO): NAD+ biosynthetic process
Molecular function (GO): nicotinate-nucleotide adenylyltransferase activity; nicotinamide-nucleotide adenylyltransferase activity
Source: RefSeq, a predicted model, not a curated record
CCUACUCAUUCUGUUGUCCAUUGACUGUUUCUUUUUCUCGUUUCCCCGUUCUCUCUCUUUCUUCCUCUCCUGGCCUCUAUUGGUCAGCCCAAGCCCCAAUACCCAACAGAAUACGUUCUGAUCUACCUCUGCGUUGCAUUAUCGAUAUCAUUAUUGGCAUUGUCAUAUUGAAUACAUACAAUUCCUUCUGUCCUAAUGGCAAAUUAAAUAUCACUAUCAAUAAUGAAUUCGUUCACCCACGGAUACGCAAGAAGAGAUAUAUUUCACCAACAAUUAUACCAGAUUGAUUAGUCUUAUUCAUCAGCAAGGGUCUCUUUGCUUUAACUUUUUAUUUUUUUUGACCAAUGACUAAUACUAAGCAAAACUCUCUUUGAAAACCAUUUUUAGCUCCUCAGAUCGACGACACACUGAGGCCUAUGGGUCCACAGAGUUCUUCGAUAAUUCCAAGUACACCUUCCCGCGAGACCGUCUGCCACUUCAAAUGAAUGACGAAACCAAGACGCCGUUAGUAAUCGUUGCAUGUGGAUCUUUCUCUCCCAUCACAUAUCUGCAUCUGCGAAUGUUUGAAAUGGCCAGGGACCAUGUUAUGGAAAACACUAAUUUCGAAAUCUUGGCGGGAUAUUUUUCGCCAGUAUCCGACUUUUAUCAAAAACAAGGUCUGGCCGAAGCAAGACACAGAGUGCGUAUGUGUGAGUUGGCAGUAGAGAAAUCGAGCUCGUGGCUCAUGGUCGACAGUUGGGAGAGUCUACAGACCAGCUACCAGAGAACUGCCAUUGUGCUUGAUCAUUUUCAGGCAGAGCUCAAUGGUGCUGAUGGCGAAGGUGGUAUUAGGCUGAAGAAUGGUGAAUACAAGCCCAUCAAAAUCAUGCUCCUUGCUGGUGGAGACUUAGUGCAGUCCUUUGCUGCACCCGAUGUGUGGGCAACGGCUGAUCUUCAUCACAUUAUUGGAAAAUAUGGAUGCCUUAUUUUGGAAAGGACAGGAUCAGAUGUGUAUGAGUUCUUGUUAUCUCAUGACGUUCUUUACAAGCAUCGACACAAUGUCUUCGUAAUCAAGCAACUCAUCUAUAACGAUAUUAGCUCCACGAAAAUCAGACUGUUCAUUCGUAGGGGCAUGUCGAUCAAGUACCUUUUACCUACAGCAGUGAUCGAUUAUAUUUAUGAACAGGGCUUGUAUCAGAAUGAUACAAAUUGAAGAUGCCACAAGUAGAAAGGUGGAGCAAGAGUAAAUCCUACGGGCUUCGUCAGGAGAAAUGCUUUCGUAUAAUGUCUUCAUAGCAUUGUAAACUAAUGGUCGAGGAGAAAAAGGGAUACAGUAGAGGCAAGAAUAGGAACAGGACAAGCAGCACUUGUAAUAAUAGCUCAUAAAUCAAACACACGAAAUACAUAGUAAUCACAUUUGGUUAUGCACCC